UCAGCAAAACGCUUGCUUGGAAAAUAAAAGCGUUUCGUUGUUGCGAAAUAGAAACUUGACAUAUUUGACAAUUUUCGUUUUUCAAGAUGACGUUUGUAAACUUAUAUUAGUAAAAUCUUUUUCAAAGGUAAUUUGACAUGUGUGUGUUGAAACAACCCAAAGAUUAGGCUCUGUCAUGCACGAUUGUGUUCACUUUUGUAGCCAGGCUGAAUUAGUCAGUGUUCUGAGAUAAGAUUGAAGAUUGUUAUAACUCUAAAGUUUUCAGUCACUUAAAGCUAAUAAGUUUUUUUUGCAUCCUUAAAAAAAUCGAUACAAAUAAUACUUUGAAAAUACAGGUGUCCAAAACAUAGAGACACUCUAAAAAUAAUUAAUGUACAAUCUUAUACAGUUCUCAGCGCAAAAAUGAGUGAUGAUGGUUCAACAGGAGACGUGGAUCCAGCCCAGCUGGAGAGAGAUGGGGUCAACUUUGCACAGCAGGCUGUGUCAUAUGACAAUGCAGGGCAGUACCAAAUGGCUGCCUUCUACUACAUGGAAGCAGCAGAAGCCUUAUGUAAUGCGGCACACAGUGGCUCUAAAAUCCCAAACAUAACAGGAAAGGCAAACGAGUAUAAUGAGAGAGCACAGCAACUGAAGAGUGCAUCAACAAAUACGCAGCCUCAUUCCACAACCAAAACAUCCCAACAGUUGGAGGUGGAGAGGGCCCACUUUCUGAUCAAGCAGGCGUUUGAUGAGGAUGAGGCAGGGAACAUCGAGGGAGCCAAGGAUCUGUACACAGAGGCUGUGGAGCUGUGCAUUAACAUUAGGGAUUCAUCUACAGAUAAAGCAUUACAAGACAAAGUCACCAAGUUAGCUACAAAUGCUUUGGAACGGGCAGAAGCAAUAAAGAAAUUACUGUCUCUGUCACAGUCAACAUCCCCUACGCUACCAAAAACAGAUAUCCAGCCAAACCCGACCAACAAGCCUGUGACCUCUACAGGAAAGGUUGUCCCGCCGUUGGGAUUUGGGGCCUUCGUUGAUUGUGAUGAUAAUGAAGGUCAAGGAUCAGCGGGUCAAAAAGUCACUAGGGCAAGGUCACAACAAGGGUCAGGGGCAGUAAAUGUAGGACCUGGUGGAUACACAAAGGAAGAGAUUGAUGUUUUGAGAGAAACCUCAAACAUCAAUGGCCGGACCUAUGUACCCUUCAUGGUUACAGAUGUGAGAGAGAAGUUUGCAUUUCCUGUGCCUUUCAGUGACAAGGAUGGCAAGCUGGCACUGUCUGCCAAACAGAAACAACAGAUUGGCAAGUGGGUCCGUCCUGAGGACUUCUGUGACAACCCUCAGAUGAUCUAUGCAGUGUCAGCAUUUAGUAUACGACAGACGGUGGUAUCCGACUGCAGUUUUGUGGCAUCACUGGCAAUCAGUGCACAAUAUGAACGCAGAUUUAAAAAGAAGCUGAUAACAAGCAUUGUGUACCCACAGAACCGUGAGGGGGACCCUGUGUACAACCCAUGUGGCAAAUACAUGGUCAAACUAAACAUCAACGGAGUUCACAGGAAAGUGAUAGUGGAUGACUACCUGCCAAUGAGCCAAUACGGGGAGCUACUGUGCUCGUAUUCCAACAACAAGAGCGAGCUCUGGGUCUCCAUUCUUGAGAAAGCCUACAUGAAGGUCAUGGGUGGCUACGAUUUCCCAGGAUCAAACUCAAACAUUGAUCUCCAUGCAUUGACUGGUUGGAUACCAGAAAGAAUCUCAAUGAGUCGCGGCAGUGACCAGGACGAGAGGUUUGACAAGGAGAAGGAGUUCAAACGAAUCAUGGACAGGUUUCACAAGGGUCACUGCCUUGUCACCGUGGCAACAGGAGACUUGUCAGAUGCCGAGGCCGAUAGGGCUGGUCUUGUACCUACACAUGCCUAUGCCAUGCUUGAUAUCAGGGAAGUACAGGGGAAGAAACUAUGGAUGCUAAAGAACCCCUGGAAUCAUCUUCGCUGGAAAGGGAGAUUCUGUGAGACUGACUUGGGUAAUUGGACUCCUGACCUGCAAAAAGCCUUGAACUACGACCCUAAAAAUGCACAGACAUUUGACAAUGGUGUGUUUUGGAUAGACUAUGACUCUCUUGUACAUUUCUUCGAUGUAAUCUAUAUCAACUGGAACCCAGAGCUGUUCAAGUUUACAACGUGUAUUCACAGCUCCUGGGAGGCCAAAGAAGGUCCCAAGAAGGACCGUUACAACAUCAGUGACAACCCUCAGUACAGACUGGAGCUGAAAUCUGCCCAACCCUCGGCUGUUUGGUGUCUCUUAACAAGACAUAUCACUGAUAAGGCAGACUUUGCAGACAACAGGGAGUUUAUAGCGCUGUUGGUCUAUGACACGGGUGGCAAGAAGAUAUUCUACCCUCAUGAUCCGCCACCAUAUAAAGAUGGUGUCCGUAUAAACAGUCCCCAUUACCUGUGUAAACUAGUGGAGAACAAGAAGAAUGCAACAUAUACACUGGUCGUCUCGCAAUACGAGAAGAAUAAUACAAUACACUACACACUUCGGGUCUACGCUACUUGUGAAUUCUCGCUGACCAAAAUAGCAGAUCCAUACAAAAAACAGUAUGAGAAAAGGAUCACAGGACAAUGGAAGGGCAGCAUGGCCGGGGGCUGCAGUAACUAUCCAGACACGCACAAGAACAAUCCAAUCUACCAGGUGAAGAUGGACAAUAACUCCACUGAAAACUACAUGCUGGUGGAACUGUCCGGACCAAAGGAGUACAGUGUCGGAUUUGAGGUGGUGGCAGUGAGUACGAAUGUCCCUUGCAGCUUUACCAAAACAACGUCAGGAGAUUUCAGACGCGGCUACACAGUGUUACAACUAGACAGGCUUCCAGGUGGGGUGUUCAACAUUUCUCCCUGCACUUUCAAGCCCCUAGAAGAGGGCCCUUUCUUUCUGGACCUCAACAGUUCUGUGCCAUUCACUGUUACCCAGCUUAGAUAAGAUCUUAUCAUCGCAAUCAAUAGCUACAGACUUUAUUGAUCUAACACAGUUAUACUUAUUGACCAAUAAACAAAAUUAGUUGUUUGCACACUGUAAAAUCAUAAGAAUCCUUGGAAAAUUAUUUUUGUUUAUUUUGUGGGUUUACCGAUCCCUGAAUUUAACACAAUGAAAAAAAAUACCAAAGCAGAGUCCUCAUUUUUUCCAAGGAAAGAAAUCCAAGAAUUAACAUGUCCAUGAAAAAGGCAUUUUUUAAAAACCAAGAAAUCUCAUGCCGACGAAUAUAAAUGAUUUUCAGUAUUUUUCAAUUAUUUUAUGUCUUGUUUGGUGAUGGUGUGAGGGUUAACCCAUUUAUGCCUAGUGGACUCUCCCAUCCUUCUAAAUUGGAUCAAUUUAUUUCCAAAAUUAGGGAUGUCUAGUAUAUUUAUUUCUAUAAUUAGAAUAUUUCUUACAGAAAUUCCUUUAAGCAAACAGCGCAGAACCUGAUGAGACGCUGCAUCAUGCGGCGUCUCAUCUGGUUCUACGCUGUUUGCCAAGGCCUUUUUUCUAGACGCUAGGCAUAAAUGGGUUAAUCUUUUCCCACUAGAGGCAAAGUGAAAAUUGCUAUGUGCAAACAGCUUAAAAGUAACUCGCUAUUCAGGCUUAAUUUUGUUUGCUUCUAAUCAAAAUCUAAGGGUUGGAAAUGAAGCCUUAAAAACUUGAAUCAGGUAAGAAAAGUCUUUAAUUAAAUAUAACUUUAUAAGGGACUACAAAUGCAUAAAAAUAUGUGUCCAAGUGGUAAAGGGUUAACUCUGUGUGUCAUAACCUUCAUGACUUGGUAAGUUUGUUAAGAACUGUAAGUCAGCAAAUAACAUACUUUUACAUAUUUGCUUUUACAACUGGAAUUGUGUGUGCAAUUUUUAUGAUCAGAUUUAAAGCAUUGUUUAUAUAAUGCCACCUUUUUCAAGUUAAAAUGUCUUAUAUGAGUAUUGCAACUUGCUAUAUAGUAUGACAAUAUGUGGGUUAGGUAAGUAUUUGGCACUGAGCAGUCUGCUCAGGUGUUAUGCUGUUUGCUGCUCAUCGGUAUCUUCAGGUUGGAAUAAAGCCUUUAAAACUUGAAUCUAGUAAGAAAGGCCUAUAAUUAAAUUUAACUUUCUAAAGGACUGAAAAUGCAUCAAAAUACGUAUGUAAGUGGUAAAGGGUUAACUGAAAGUGGAACCAAUUUUUUUGCGCAAUGAAAUAAGUAUUGAUUGACGUCUUGCAUUCAAGUUUAGUGUGUAGGUAACUUAAAUCAAGACUUUACUUGGGAUUGUAUUUGUGACCUGUGGGGUCAAGGUCAAUGUGAGACCUAGCCUGGGAUUUCCUUUGAGGCCUGUUGGGUAAAAGUCAAGGUCAUUGUUAUUAAAAAUAUUAAAACAAAUAUUUUGCCUCAAUACUCGCAGUGUGGAUGGAGGUAUUGCACUGAAAAUGUGUGUGUUGAUUGGUUAUAUGUAAAGUUAGAAAAAGGGCUAGAAUAUGGGCCAGUCAGACAAAGGUCAAUAUCUAUGUUUUUUUCUCAAAAUAGAUAAACAGUUUGUUUGAAAUAAUUUGAGCUUGGAUAAAGGUAUUGUGCUAAAAUAAUUUGCGUAUGUAGCAUACAUGCAUACUUACAUAUUGGAAUACUUUUGGAUGUGUUCGAUUCAGGGCCAAUGGUAUGAUAAAAAUACCAAAGGUUUUUAAUCAAUUUCUUUAGUUCUAUAGGGAAAUUAUGUGCCUUGGUUGCUUAAAACAUGUUGACCUAGUGUGGAAUUGCAUUUUUGGACCAGUAGGUUCAAUGUCAAUUUCACUGGAACUUAUUAUAUAGAAGCUUUUUUUGCACACAAAAAAAUACUUAGUUUGCACAAUUAUUUUAAAUAAAUAGAUUUAUACGUUCAACGUUAAAGAGGUCUUUUAAUGGCAUUUCCAUGUUUCUUGUUGUCACCUAAAGUUAUUUUCUUUGUCACUAUUUUUAUAAACAACAUUUUGAUACAUUUUAAUGGAUCAAAGAUACAUAGACUUGUAAACCAGCAUAUUUUGUGACAAGUUAGCUAGCUUGUUUUUGCAUUUGAUGCUUUUGUUGAUGCUUACAAGGAUUAUAAUUUUUAUUGGUUUCGGGAUAGGUUUUCACAAAAAACGUUAUAUAAAAAAAUGUCAAAAGCUUUUUGUCUGAUAUUUUGUUUCUGUUGCUAAACAUAAUUUAAUUCAUUUGAUAUUUUUAAUAUGUUUGGAAGUCAAAGCAUUUACCUCUUUAUUUAUUAAAAGUACUUUGCCACAGCAAUGCUCCUUUAAAACAUUGAAUUAUAAGCAAGCAAUGUAUUGAUAAAACUGGAGCUGAAAAGUUUAAGGUAAUCAUUUUUCACUACCUGGUACUGUAAAACUAUUUAAUUUUAGUUGAAGCAGUCCAUGCCAUAUUUAUUUAUUGAAUUUCCUUAUUUUAAGCCCACCUUCGAAGAAGAGGGAGUAUAUUUUUUUGCUGGAUGUCGGUCUGUCUGUAUGUCGGUCUGUCGGUAGACCAGUUUGUUUUCCAAUCAAUAAAUCGUCAACAAAUUGGCUUGAUACUUCACAUGUGCAUAGGCCUUGGGCAGCAGAUGACCCCUACUGAAAUAAGGGUCACAAGGUAUAAGGUCUAGGUCACUGUCACAAGUGUGAAAAUUGUUUCCUAUCAACAACUCGUCAACGAAUUGACCAAUUGGAUCGAUACUUCCCAUGCAUUUGCAUGGGACAGUGGAUGACCCCUAUUCAAAAAUGGGGUCACUAGGUCAAAGGUCAAGGUCACUUUCACAAUAAGUGUGAACAUAGUUUCCGAUCAAUAACUUGUGUCAACAAAUUUACUGAUUGUCUGGAUACUUCAAAAUGUGCAUUGGCCUUGAACAGUAGAUGACCUCUAUUAAAAUAUGGGUCACUGGGCAAAAGGUCAAGGUCACUGUCACAAUAAGUGUGCAAAUUGUUUCUGAUCAAUAACUUGCCAACAAAUUGACCGAAUGGCUUGAUACUUCACUUGUGAUUGGCCUUGGACAGUAGAUGACCUCUUGUUAUGAUAUACUAUGAUAUUCUCAACCCAUUUACUAUAACGAUGAUUUAACAGAAGUGCUUAAUUCUGUGUAAACUAAAAUCUUAUGUUAGACUUAGUUGCUAAGUCACACUUCUAUGAAAAGAUAAAUUCUUAUGGUCUUUUUGUUCCAAAAAAUCAUUCGUAAGCCUUUGGGGGGGGGGCAUUUGUCUUUUACUGAGGAGGUCUUGUUAUGUUUGAUACUGUUUAAUACAUGUCAUAUUAUUGUACAUAAGAAAAUACUACUUGAUAAAAUGUAUAUUUACAGCAGGUGUUUGUUUAAUGCCUCUGACAUUCCAUCAAGCAGAUUUAAGCCUGUUGACCUGUUCUGCCUUGAUUCAAAGAUCUUUCAAUAAACACUCGUCUACUUAUAACAUGUUAACUUAUAAAUCAAGACCAAUUCAUGCUGAGUCUUUUUUAUCUGAGGAAUUAUUUUGUUAAUCAUCACCAAAUACCAAAUAUAUUAAUAGCAAACAAACUGUUACUGAUUCUUUAAAUGAUAUUCUUGCUUUUAAUAUUUAUUUUAUGUAUUGUGCAAGUUAAAUAAAUGAAUGUUCACAAGACAAA
Molecule: messenger RNA, 6565 nt
Organism: Dreissena polymorpha
Lineage: Eukaryota; Metazoa; Mollusca; Bivalvia; Myida; Dreissenidae
Product: calpain-7-like
Exons: 22
Coding region: 403-2955 (850 amino acids)
Biological process (GO): proteolysis
Molecular function (GO): calcium-dependent cysteine-type endopeptidase activity
Source: RefSeq, a predicted model, not a curated record